This is a messenger RNA of Zea mays, 2438 nucleotides long. RefSeq names its product NAC domain-containing protein 75. Gene Ontology annotation, molecular function: transcription cis-regulatory region binding; DNA-binding transcription factor activity. The coding region runs from base 543 to 1880 and encodes 445 amino acids. The transcript has 9 exons. The record is from RefSeq and is a predicted model, not a curated record. Gene Ontology annotation, biological process: regulation of DNA-templated transcription. Lineage: Eukaryota; Viridiplantae; Streptophyta; Magnoliopsida; Poales; Poaceae. Gene Ontology annotation, cellular component: nucleus.
UAAAAUGGUAUAAAAUAGAGGGACUAAAAAUUAGUCCCUCUAAACCAAACACCCCCUAAGCAUCGAAGGGAAGGAAGAAGCAUGUGCUUGUUGAAGCCCGUGCCCUGAUGAUGAUGAUGUCGAGAGAAGUCCUCAUGGCGCGCAUGGGAGGGGGGAUGACCUGUGCUGUCUGCCCAAGUCCCGAGCACGACCGGCCCUAGCAGCAGGCUAGCCGGCCGGUGCGAUCAACUGUAAAAACCGCGACGCGCCAACGCUCUCGGCUCCUGGAGCUGAUCGGCCGUUCUCGUCUUCCUCUCGCCCAGGUCGCGCCGCGCAAAGGGAGCUGCGACCGAUGGACCGUUGAACAACGCGUCUGCUCUGCUACAUAUACAUUGAUUCAGCUGAACGGUCGUGUUUCAGAGAGAGAUGACGGCUAAGAGCCUAAGCUACAGCGCAGCAAGCAGACGGGGAAACAAGAAUCAUCCCUUCCGUAUAUACUACUACUACUACUACUCAAUACUCAUGCAUGCGCACUGCCUCCCGGUGCGGCGUAUGAACCAGACAUGAACAGGGAGCACAGCAGCAGCAGCAGCUCCAAGCUCAUCAACGAGAAGCUCGAGGAACACCGGAUCUCCACCGCGAAGCACUGCCCCCACUGCGGCGAGAAAAUCGACAGCAAACCAAAGGAUUGGGUGGGGCUGCCGGCAGGCGUCAAGUUCGAUCCAACUGAUCAGGAGCUGAUCGAGCACCUCGAGGCGAAAGUGAAGGACGAAGGCUCGAGAUCUCACCCUCUCAUCGACGAGUUCAUACCCACAAUAGAUGGGGAGGACGGCAUAUGCUACACCCACCCCGAGAAACUUCCAGGUGUGACGAGGGAUGGCCUAAGCAAGCACUUCUUCCACCGGCCGUCCAAGGCCUACACGACGGGCACGAGGAAGAGGAGGAAGAUACAGACGGAUUGCGACGUCCACAAGGGGGAGACGAGGUGGCACAAGACCGGCAAGACGCGGCCGGUGAUGGUGAGCGGCCGGCAGAAGGGGUGCAAGAAGAUACUGGUGCUGUACACCAACUUCGGCAAGCACCGCAAGCCGGAGAAGACGAACUGGGUGAUGCACCAGUACCAUCUCGGUGACCUAGAGGAGGAGAAAGAGGGGGAGCUGGUGGUGUGCAAGAUCUUCUACCAGACGCAGCCCAGGCAGUCCAGCUGGUCCGCCGCCUCUGACCGGGGGGCCGCCACUGCCAUGGUGGCAGCAACGACGGCGGCGGCGCAGGAGCAGCAUAGGAGGGAUAGCGGCAGCGGCAGCUGCUCGUCUAGGGACCACGAGGCGGUGUCAGCGACAUCGUUCCCGGCCGGAUACACAGUCACCACGGCCGUCGAGAUGCAGCAGCAUAUGAAGCAGCCAGCUGCGGACCAUUUCAGCUUCGCGCCUUUCAGGAAAACCUUCGAUCAGGAGGUUGGUAUAGGUGGUGAUCAGGUGCCAUCUAAUCAGCUCGGACGAUCAGAGACGCAUCAUGCCGGCCGGGGGCAGCAGCCGCACGGCCCGGUGCUCGCGACGACGGCCGUGCCUGCUACAGCUUUCCUGAUCAGUAGGCCAUCGAACCCCGUCUCGACUAUAGUGCCACCUGCAAUGCAGCACGCAUCAGUUGUCCUCGAUAAUGAUCAGUUCCAUGUGCCAGCAAUCCUUCUCCACCACCAUGACAAAUUCCAGCCGCAUCAGCACCAACAGGAACAGACACAACAAAAGCUUGAUCGCAGGUCUGCCAGUGCCGGCUUGGAAGAAUUGAUAAUGGGCUGCACGUCGUCCACAAACACAAAAGGAGAAACUUCAAUUGCUCACCCCCAAGAGACAGAGUGGCCUUACCCGUACUGGCCAUCUGAUAACCAAGAUCAUCAUGGAUAGUAGUGACAGGACAGAUAAAUAAUGGCGAUGAAUGCUAAAGGAACACUAACCACAACCACUUCUACUGGAAUGGGUUUUGUCUGCUUGAAUAUGCAGCGUUGCUUUUCUUGGAGGAUGUACACCUACGUUCGAUCUAUAGUGGAGGGAUCGGAAGACCAGAGAAAAAACAGAUCUCUGUAGAUCUCCCUCAAAAAGAAAAUGAGAAUCAAAUUACUCGUGUGUGCUCUCCAAGACAGAAGAGACAAAAUGGCCAACGAAAAGAGGAGAAAAGAUCGAUGGGAGGAAAGGUAUCGUUUGUGCUGACAUUGAAGGGAUCAUGUGUGGGCCCCUAGAUGUAUUAGAGACCAUCUUAGUCAAGUAGUACAACUAUAAUCAGUUCACGGUUUAUUGUAGUUUUUUUAUUCGUGCUACCUAAUUUCCAAUUGUAAAAAGUAUUGUUUGCCUCCCUUUUAAUAUUUUUUGCUUUCCAAAUUGAUGCUGAUUUUAGUUUCCCUCGGUCAAUUUGUGCUAAUAUGCAUCACGGAGAAAUAAACUUAGUAAGAAGCUGGAAAUUCCUUU